AUGUCCGUCGAACAAUUGACAGCGCUUUCAACGGACUCGGCGGAUUGGAAGUGCAAAACUUGUACCGAUUCCAUAAAACCGAAGCGUUUAUCAUUCAUUGUUCCCGAGGAAGACGACAUCGAGGAUCAAAUCGAAUCCCCAUCUACAUUUGAUCCAAAUAAAAUAGGCACGCAGCAACACCUUGUGCAACAAGUGUUAAAGGAGAUUAAACAGGAGGUUAGAAAAAUUAUCACAGAAGAAUUACAGCGCACCUUGAAAUACUAUUCGGAUAAAAUCGAUGAUUUUAACGCAGAAAUGAAAAAUCACCAACAUAACCUAAAAAUCAUUGAGAACCAGUGCAUAGAUGUAAAAAACAACCUUAAAAAUAUAAGUCUAAAAUACGAAAAGCUUGAAAUUAAACUGCAACAAAUGGAACAAGAGAAACUAGCCAAUCAACUAGAAAUAUGUGGAGUUCCGGAAAUGGAAAACGAAAAUCCUCAGGAAAUUGCCUCAAAACUAGCCACUGUUCUAGAGCAGAAUCCACAAAACAUAAUUAAAGCGUAUAGAAAACGGCCAAAGGCCAAGAAUCAAAAGAAUACGAAACCUGUAAUACCAGCUAUUGUAGUGUGUCUGCGAGAAGGAGCCAGAAACCAAUGGCUGAAGACAGCAAAAUCCAUCCCGCUAUCCACUACACACAUAGGACGAGAGGACAGCGACAAGAUGUAUCUCCGGGAAGUCUUGUCACCUAACACAGCAUAUCUGCUAUGGAAAUCCAAAGAAGAAUUAAAGCAACUAUACUCCUACAUCUGGUGCAAAAAUGGUGCAGUCCUGAUUAGGCAACAUGAGAAGAGCAAGAUUCUCAUGGUGCGCUCAGAGGCAGAUAUAGCUACAUUAAAAGGAGCCCAAAAAGUCUUCGAUAAACCGGUUUGA
Messenger RNA from Aricia agestis (brown argus), 909 nucleotides. RefSeq lists its product as uncharacterized. The transcript has a single exon. The record is from RefSeq and is a predicted model, not a curated record. The coding region runs from base 1 to 909 and encodes 302 amino acids. NCBI's taxonomy places the organism in Eukaryota, Metazoa, Arthropoda, Insecta, Lepidoptera, Lycaenidae.